AUGCUAUUGUUCAUUUUUCUAACCCUUCCUAUUCUGAGCAAAGCAAUAUAAUCCUAUUUUGUUAAGUUUGGUGAAGUUUAGACCUUAUUUGAAGUAAGAGAAGCUUUGGAAGCUUAGCUUGUUCAGAUCGAUGACGAUAAUUAAUUAAUCAAUAACUCUUAGUUUUGUUAUCUCUCAAAUCGAACAUUAUUAACAGAAGGAUAAACAUUUUAACUACCCUCUGACUAAUUAAAUAAUGAUUCAAUAGUCGAAGACUCUGAUCUUUUGAUCGAUGUGGUGAUCCUAGGACAAAGUGAAAUUUACGGAUUAACAAUGAAUAAUCAUCUUUUCCAUAUUAGUUUAAUAGAUGAAACCUCAAAAAUUUAUUCUUUUAAUUUCACACAUGAGUAGGUUUCACUGCCUUAACUUAUUGGAUCUACUGAAUAUCUAAUUUUAGCAUAUCCUGACUAUGCUCACUACUUAGAUUUUAGAAACACAAAAAAUUAAGGAGAAAUUCGGAAUUGGUAAAGUAGAUAAAGUAGGUAUUAUUCUGAAAUAAUUGAUUAUUAUUUAUUUUCUGCUAUUGGAUCAGAAGGCUUAGAAAUUUAUUUAAUAAAUCAAGAUUACUAGUCUUACAUAUUAGAUAAAUAAUCCAUAGGUUUAUCAGCUGUUGAUUUUAGAGAUUUUUCUAUUUCAAAGUUAAGAGAUACUAAUUAUAUACUUUAUGUACUGUGUAGAAUAAACGGAGUGAUGGUUAUUGAUUUGACUAUUAAAAAUCAAAAAGUUAUGAGCAAACUUCUUUUGAAGAAUAUUGGUCCCAAAACUGAUGGAAUUGCUCUAACUAUUAAUAGUGAUAGCUUUGUCUUUGUUGCCUACAAAACCAAAAAUCAGCAUUAUAUAAUCUAAUUCAACAUUGAGUUACUUAAUAAGAAGUGGGGUUCUGUUGCCAGAUUCAACAUUUCUAAUAAGAUUGUUGAUGUUGAAGUAAACGAGGAGGUUCUACUAGUUCAGGGAUUUCAUACUCAUUUUCUUAUUUAUUAUUAGGAAAAAGAAACUGCAAUUCCUUUUGUGUUAACUUCGGUUAAAUAAUUUGUUUUAGCUGAUAAUUAUAUCUAUGGAACUACAUCUAAAUAUUUAUUUCAAAUUCAACCACAUCUUUAGCCCUAUUAGAUUAAGUGCUUUAUAGAAACUGAUUCAAAAUAAAUAGAAAAAAAGUUUAAAUUAACCUAUCGAACAAAUUAAGGUUGGAAAUAAAAGGAAUUUAUGGUGCACUUCAACCAAAAACCCUUUAUUAUUUCAAUUUAUUAUUUAUUUUACAUUUUAGCAGUGUUUCUCCUCUCAAUUCUUUUUUAUGUAGCAUACCAACAAUAUAAAAAUUAAAGGGAAAAGUUGGUGGAGAGUCAACAACUUGAAUUAAAGAUUCGAUCGCUGCCUUAAAACCGAGCUUCAAAAUUACUGAUGCCUCACACUUUUAGGAUGGUUUAAACAAAUAUUGACACCAGAAUAAAUACUCUAAAUUUUGGAGAGGAUGAUACAAUAUUAUAAAAAGAUUAGAAGAUUUUUUGA
Molecule: messenger RNA, 1545 nt
Organism: Paramecium tetraurelia
Lineage: Eukaryota; Ciliophora; Oligohymenophorea; Peniculida; Parameciidae
Exons: 3
Source: RefSeq, a predicted model, not a curated record